AGUCCCGGUGAGCGGGAGAGGCCCCGGUGUUCCCGGCAGAGCCUCCCGUCUCCUGCAGUGCCCCACGGGACACACGGCAGCCGCGUUACCAACCUUCCACCGAUCCCAGAGCCGGAAUCGGGGCUUCCCGAGCGGCUCGUGGCUCGCAGCAACGGCAGCUGCGGCGGGAGGCACCGACUCAUCCACGGCCUUGGCUGCGGUUCUGGCCACCACGAAGAAGGAAGAACAGGAAUCCCCAUCCCUGGCACCGAAUCCUUAUUCCCGGCAUCGAAGCCACCACCACAGGCAGGAGCUGCCUGAGUCGGUGCAGGAUGGGGCGCCGCGGUGCUGGCAUGGAAGAGCAGCUGCCGAGUGCUAUUCUUUUGGAGCCGCGGCUCCCAGGGCUCCAAUCCCAAAGGGAAGCUCCGUUGGCAGCGCCAGCCCUGUUCCCCGAGCUGCGGGCGUUGUGCCAGGCCGGAUCCCUCGAAUCCAUGUGGGAGUCGCUGUCUGUGCCGGCUCAGCACCGGAGCAGAGCCUGGAGCCCUCCUGGGUGGUCUUGAGUGUGUCGGUGCUGCCGGGUGAGGCGUGGGGCGAUGGUGUGGGGCUGGAGAGACCGGGAGAGCCAGAGCUCACCGACACCUUGCCGUCACCGAGCCGGCAGCGUCCUGGGAUCUUGGCAUUACCUUACCGAGUGAUGCUGAACGCAGAGAGCCCCGGGAUGGCUUCGUGUGCUGCUUGGUGGCGUUCACUCUCUCAGGUUCGCUCUGGUGUCCCAGCAUCGUUGUGUGGCAAAAGCUGGGGUCCCUCUGUAACCGGGAACCCCCCGGUGCCUGCAGGCGAAUCGGAGCCCCCAGCGCCUUUGCCGGAGGGUGAUUGGGACAUAGGAAAAGGAACAGGAAAGCAGUUGGCCCGGCUGUCGCAACCCUUGCCGGUUGCCGCUCUCGCACUUCAGCCGGAGCUGUGCUGCCUCCAAACGGCACGGAGAGGCUGUGGGAUCACAGGUGGGAUGGAGGGAGGCACCCUCAGAUUCCCUGCAGCACCGGUCGAUCCAUGUCUUGCCGCCAGCACAGCCCUUGGCCGGGGAAAUCUCUGCCAGGGGAGUGGAUUUAUCCCGGCUGGUUCUGCCGGCACGUGCCGCUUCCCACCAUGGAUCCUGCCAUGGAUGCCGGUGGGUUGGUGGGAAUACUCUGUUGUCUCGGGGUUCUGUGGAUCUUCCGGGGCUCAGAAACUGCGCCUCAUUCUCGAGAAGGUGGAUUUGAGUGCUUGUGUCUUACGGAAUCCCGAGAGGAGCCCCGGCACGGGUGGGAUUCACGGCGGUACUUUUGGGGUUCGUGUCCUGAAGCGGCUUCUAGGCUGGAGAAUUGGCUCCAUCCGGGAUCUUGGGGUUCUGCAAGGGACAGAGCCAGGCUGCCGUGCUCAGGGCCGGCUCCGGACAGGCCAUCGCUCCGAGCCUGCGGAAGCGCCUGCCCUGGCAGAGGAGCAGCCUUGGGCAGGGCUGUGGCGCUGCCGGCACCGGGAAUUCUGCUCCAAAUACUUCAAAUACUUGGAAAAUCUUCAGCCCUGCCUCUGAGCUGUGAGCGCAGCGCUGGGCAGGAGCCGUCCCAAGCCGCGUCUGUGCCUGCCUUUGUCCCGCACGAGCUCUCCCAAUGUUUUUUUGGGAUCUAAGCAUGGAGAAUUGACAGGAGUCCGGCGGCCGAGGCUGCUUCCAACACUAGUGCCGAGCCGGCCUUGUCCCAGGCAGUGCCGGAGAGGGGAAGCAGCGUCCAGGCAGGCAUCGUGCCGAGGAGUUGGUGUUCCCAGGGCUUUGCUAUGCUGUGGCGGAGAUGAGGGUGAUCCCGCUUCUCCUGGAGGGGUCUGGGAAUGGCUGGGAUCUGUGCUGGGUGGGCGCUGCGGUUUCCAGCCAAGCUUGUCCAGCUUUAACCUUGCUCGUGGCUGCAGGCAGACGGGAAAGAGGAACCGGGAAUGGACGGCUUUGCGCGUGCUGCCUCUGCGAUCCCUGUCCCGUUGCCUGCCUGGCUCUGCCGGUGCAGAUAAAUCCCUGCUGUGGCCCCGCAACCUCGGGAUUGGGACCUUACAAGGGACUCACUCCCAAGGGAAAACCCAAAUCAUAGAAUCAUCGAAUAGUUUGGGUUGGAAGGGACCUUAAAGAUCAUC
Cuculus canorus (common cuckoo) is the source of this 2133-nucleotide messenger RNA. RefSeq lists its product as uncharacterized. The transcript is spliced from 2 exons. NCBI's taxonomy places the organism in Eukaryota, Metazoa, Chordata, Aves, Cuculiformes, Cuculidae. The record is from RefSeq and is a predicted model, not a curated record. The coding region runs from base 674 to 1549 and encodes 291 amino acids.